GCUAGUUACAGCCAUCGAUUGGGUUGGCGGGAGGCCUUGAGAAGCCAUGCGCGGCAUGCUUUGUUUGAGUUUUCUGGGGAACGAUCUGCCGAAUGUUGGUCGACCAAAAGCUAUGUAUAUAUUCGUAGGGACGAUAGACUAUCCGUAGAGAGGGUUGAAUCGAGGUCGUUAGGAAGUCCAAGAUUGGGUCACACGGUUGGGGUUGAGUUGAAGGGGCGGCCGGCGCGCAGCGGCCACGGCGGCAAGAGCACACAUCACAGGGACCUGGCCGGAUAACUCGAAUGAUAGGCUGAACACGUGAAGAGCAUGAAAAACGGAGGCAGGGGAGUCCGAGGGGCUCGCAGUGAUCAUUCCCAAUCCAGCCAUCGAACCUGCCUUAUGUCAUGAGGUGUCUGACACGGGAUACGGGCAACCGCAGAGAAGACGUGACUCCUUCCAUACAUACCUUAAUUACGGCGUACCUACCUGCCUUUGCACUUACCUUAUUGUCAACCUGGAAGGUAUUCGUACUCAACCUGGAAGGUAUCCAUCCUCAACCUGCCUUGGACAACGCCACCAACUACUGUCUGACGACUUGGCAGGAACAGGAUGGACAAUCCAAUCGUGGAAGGAGUUUAGCAGUUCAAGAGAAGAAGAGUCAUGGAAAGAAGGCAAGUAACCAUGCCAAAAUGUUGGAAGGCAAAUUGGACGGCAUGAUGCCCAUCAAACCAGGGGCAAUUCGUGCUGUGCCCCCCUCGCGUGAUGAAAAGGCAUUGAUGAAUGAGGGACUGCAGAAGCACAUUUCAAGCCAACCGAGAUAUUGCGUCUGGGUGAAUGUGCCCAGGAAUGUUUUCAGCACACUUGUCGACACGGGUUGUGCGCAUUGUGAGUGGUGAAAUGUUUAGC
Molecule: messenger RNA, 885 nt
Organism: Colletotrichum phormii
Lineage: Eukaryota; Fungi; Ascomycota; Sordariomycetes; Glomerellales; Glomerellaceae
Exons: 1
Coding region: 384-875 (163 amino acids)
Source: RefSeq, a predicted model, not a curated record